AAUUUAGUUACGCAUUUUUCCAGAUGGCAAUUAAAUCGUUGUUUGUAACUGACAGUUUGUUUUUGAUGCUGGUUUCGGUUGUUGUUUUUUUUUAAAUGUAGUUGUAUUAGUUUUGUUUAUUAUUUUUUUAAACCAUGGAUGAAGAACAAAAUGACACGCUUGGAAGAACAUUUAUGAGUACUAUAUUUACAAAUACAAAGAAAACUAGACAAUUUUUUAGUUUUCGAGAAGAUCAAGAUGAACCUGUAGAAUAUGACGAGACUUUCGAACAAUUGAUGAAACAAACAUGGACAAUGUGGGGAGUGUCUUCUUUAUUUGAUUUUGAAUAUAAUGAUGAGGUAAAAAUGAAAUUAUACGCUAAAAAAUUACGAGAAGAAGUAUCACGUUCAUUAUUAAAAGAAAAUGUCUCCUACACUGCAAAAUUUACAUUAAUGGAUGAUUUGGGACCAAAACCAAGUCCUAAUGAUGUUCCUGCUGUUCGGAUAGAAUUAUUCGCCACCUUGGGAACAGUAGAAACACGUGUUUACAUGGGAUUUUUAAUUUCAUGGCGAACUAAUUCAGUUGAAUUAAUAUUUGACAAUUGUGUAUGUUUACCAUUACUUUUAUGUAAAGGCACUCAAAGUACAAUAAAAGCUGUUCAUUCGGUUUUACAACGAAUGUUUAAUUGUAUUGUUACUGGACUUUCAAUUAGUGAUAAUGAUCUUAAAUGGCUUACUGCAAUUAAUUUAAGUGCUGAAGCUUCGAAAGGAAAAUCAAAAGAUGAUUUAAUAGUAUUUGAAUACGUAGUGCCGAGAUUAUCACUCACAGACACUAUAAAAAUUAAUUUUGUCUACAAGGAUUUAAGAAAACUAUGGUCACACGUCUGCAUAACUAAUGACGAGGGAAGUAAACAAACUAUUCGAAUAGAAAAUGUGGAAAAACUUUUUAAAAUUAUUGACAGACAAAUGUAUGAUUUGUCUGGUUUAAAUUUAGGACUAUGUAGACUCAAUAAAAUUAGUCUACCAUCUUUUUCAAUUGCAGGAAAUAGAAUGAAAGUAACGAAUCCAGAAACUCUUAAUAACAUAUUGUUAUUUUUAAAUGAAAUUGCAAUGGAAAUUGUUAAUAUCAAUUCUAGUAAUUCUAGUAAUACGUCAUUAGCAAGUGAUGUACGAUGAAUUUAAAUGUCUUUCUUCGUUAUUUAAUUUCUAUCCUUGUUUAUAUUAAUUAUUCAAAUCAAAUUGAUUUUUACAUCCAAAUUAAUAUUUGAAGUUUUUUUUUAUGUAAACGUAGUUUUUUUUUUAUUUAUUACGUUUUUUGUAAUUCCAUAAAACACUUGGUAGUUCAUUUUGUUUUAAAUGUUGUAACACAAAAUAUAAAUAUACUUCUUCCAAAAAAACAAAUAAAAAAUCGUCGAAAAAUAAAAUAAUUAUACAUCUAUGAAGUUUCAUCGGAAACGGUCUCCAUCUGAAAAUAGAA
Molecule: messenger RNA, 1455 nt
Organism: Leptopilina boulardi
Lineage: Eukaryota; Metazoa; Arthropoda; Insecta; Hymenoptera; Figitidae
Product: centromere protein L-like
Exons: 5
Coding region: 135-1154 (339 amino acids)
Source: RefSeq, a predicted model, not a curated record